UCGUCGUGCUCAACUGGAAUACGCUGCCAUGAAAGUAACGAUGUGUAGUACUCAUAUACUCGAAGCUCAUGGUGAGUACGACCGACGAGUACUCUAAAGUCCCGAGUACUCAUGAGUACUCGCGGCAUUUUCUAGUAUGAGUACUUUUUGAGUACUCUCUAGGUGAGUACUUUCACUAGGGACCCUUCUAUGAUAGAGAAACGAUAAGUGUCGAUUAUCAUAAGAAUGGUCGACUAAAUGAAUGAGAAAAAAAAUGUCACUUAUUCGUUCAGUCAGGUCAUUCAUUGUUGAUUUAGACUAUAUAGAAAUAGAUAACUUCUUUUUCUUACUGACGGCAACGGGUAAUAUAGAGCAAAAAAGAAUAUAAACAAUCAUUAAGAAAGAUUUGACAAAUGUUGAUGGACAUGAAACAUCUAUGCAUUCAACUGACAGAUAUAUCUGAUGAAAUACUUCUGUUAAUCUUAAAUAAAUUGUCCAAUAUUGAAGUACUUUAUUCUCUAAUAGGCGUUAAUAUACGACUUGAUAAAAUCGCGAGCAAUCCUAUCUUUACUGAUCAUUUAACAUUACUAAAACGUUCUUUGAAUGGUAUUAUCAAAUUACUGGAUGAUCCAAUAUUUGAUCGCCUUUAUUCAGAAAUAUUGCCUACAAUUCAUCAUAAAGUCAAGUGGCUCGACGUUGAACCAUUAUCUAUGGAAUGUGUUCUUCUUGCUGUUGAUUAUCCAAAUUUACAUGGACUCUCUCUUUUCAAUAUUGAACGUGAACUAGCUGUACGUUUGCUUGGUGGUGAGCAUAGUUUCAUUUCGAUUGAUUUAAUUGUCAAACUAUGGAACAUAUAUGAAAAUGGAUCACAUAGUAUUCUUAAUAGAUUUGAAUAG
Messenger RNA from Rotaria sp. Silwood2, 875 nucleotides. Lineage: Eukaryota; Metazoa; Rotifera; Eurotatoria; Philodinida; Philodinidae. The record is from the annotation of a GenBank genome assembly.